Cylas formicarius (sweet potato weevil) is the source of this 1701-nucleotide messenger RNA. RefSeq names its product signal recognition particle subunit SRP54 (gene Srp54k). Gene Ontology annotation, cellular component: signal recognition particle, endoplasmic reticulum targeting; cytosol. Gene Ontology annotation, molecular function: GTPase activity; GTP binding; endoplasmic reticulum signal sequence receptor activity. The record is from RefSeq and is a predicted model, not a curated record. Gene Ontology annotation, biological process: SRP-dependent cotranslational protein targeting to membrane, translocation; SRP-dependent cotranslational protein targeting to membrane. The coding region runs from base 131 to 1657 and encodes 508 amino acids. The transcript has 7 exons. Lineage: Eukaryota; Metazoa; Arthropoda; Insecta; Coleoptera; Brentidae.
GCCACACUUCCAAUAUUUAACUAUGAGACGGCUGACGUUAACAUCUCAAUAAACAGAGGACGUAUUUAUUGUGAAAUUGGAGAUGAGAUUUUACUAUUUAAUUUAAAACGGUCUCUCAAAAGUUGCCAAAAUGGUAUUGGCAGAUUUAGGACGUAAAAUUACGUCCGCUUUGCAGUCUUUAAGCAAGGCAACUAUAAUAAAUGAAGAAGUUCUCAAUGGCAUGCUUAAGGAAAUUUGUGCGGCCCUUCUGGAAGCCGAUGUAAAUAUUAAAAUGGUCAAGCAGCUAAGGGAAAAUGUGAGGGCUGUAAUUGAUUUUGAAGAAAUGGCUGGAGGUCUAAAUAAGAGACGUAUGAUCCAAACUGCUGUGUUUCAAGAGCUCGUCAAACUUGUAGAUCCGGGAGUUAAGCCAUACCAACCCGUAAAAGGCAGGCCAAACAUCAUUAUGUUUGUUGGUUUACAAGGUUCUGGCAAAACUACAACGUGCACAAAAUUAGCUUAUCAUUAUCAGAAAAAAAAUUGGAAAUCAUGUCUAGUUUGUGCCGAUACCUUCAGGGCAGGCGCAUAUGAUCAAGUUAAACAGAACUGUACCAAAGCUCGGAUUCCUUUUUAUGGAAGUUACACCGAGGUUGACCCUGUUGUCAUUGCGCAAGACGGCGUAGACAUGUUCAAAAAGGAAGGGUUUGAAAUCAUUAUUGUAGACACCAGUGGGCGACACAAACAGGAAGAUUCACUAUUUGAAGAAAUGUUGUCAGUUGCCAACGCUGUCAAACCGGAUAAUAUUAUAUUUGUUAUGGACGCUACAAUCGGUCAAGCCUGUGAAGCGCAGGCCAGAGCUUUUAAAGAGAAAGUCGACAUCGGUUCUGUUAUAAUAACCAAACUCGAUGGCCACGCGAAAGGUGGUGGUGCACUUAGCGCGGUAGCUGCCACUCAUAGUCCCAUAAUUUUCAUCGGAGUGGGAGAACACAUCGAUGACCUGGAAGUUUUCAAAACCAAACCAUUUAUUAGUAAAUUGUUGGGAAUGGGAGAUAUAGCGGGGCUCAUAGACAAAGUGAAUGAGCUAAAACUCGAAGAUAACGAAGAACUGUUGGAAAAAAUCAAGCAUGGUCAGUUUACUUUAAGAGACAUGUACGAACAGUUUCAAAACAUCAUGAAAAUGGGCCCAUUCUCGCAAAUUAUGGGAAUGAUACCAGGAUUUAGCCAGGAUUUUAUGUCGAAAGGGAGCGAGCAAGAAUCUAUGGCCAGGCUGAAACGGCUCAUGACCAUGAUGGACAGUAUGAACGAAAGCGAGUUGGAUAGCAGAGAUGGGGCAAAAUUAUUUUCAAAGCAGCCCGGACGAGUAACUCGCGUAGCUCAAGGCUCCGGAGUAACUGAAAGGGAGGUAAAAGAGUUAAUUACGCAAUACACGAAAUUUGCUGCGGUCGUUAAGAAAAUGGGCGGCAUCAAAGGUUUGUUCAAAGGGGGCGAUAUGGCCAAAAACGUUAACCCCACCCAGAUGGCCAAGCUCAAUCAACAGAUGGCGCGCAUGAUGGAUCCGAGGGUACUACAUCAGAUGGGCGGCAUGGCCGGACUGCAAAACAUGAUGCGGCAGCUUCAGAGCGGGGCCGCUGGGGGCCUGGGCGGUCUCGGUAAUCUUAUGAGCGGGUUUGGUGGAAAGUAAAUGUCUAUUUUCGAUAUUAUAGUUUUGUAAAAUAAAGUCAUGUA